Molecule: messenger RNA, 2789 nt
Organism: Rotaria sp. Silwood2
Lineage: Eukaryota; Metazoa; Rotifera; Eurotatoria; Philodinida; Philodinidae
Source: the annotation of a GenBank genome assembly
AUGUUAAAAUUGGAAUUAAAUGGUUUACAUCCACGAUAUUUCAUGGCUAUAUUCAUAUUUAUCUUCAGUUUACUUUUAUUUGUUUUUACAAUUGCUUAUCAUCCUGAUAGUUCAUUAAAAAUAAAUAAUAUAAAUAUAACGAAAAUUUCUAAUGAACAACGUUAUCAACAUUAUUUAUAUUUUUCUCGAUCUGAACGUUUAUUAUAUCGUGAAAAAGCUCGACAAAUGUUUCAAUUUGGAUAUGAUAAUUAUAUGAAAUAUGCUUUUCCACAAGAUGAACUUGAUCCUAUUCAUUGUCGAGGACGUGGACCUGAUAUUGAAAGACCUGAAAAUUAUAAUAUAAAUGAUGUACUUGGAGAAUUUUCUCUAACAUUAAUUGAUAGUCUUGAUACACUUGCUGUUAUGGGAAAUUUUUCUGAAUUUCAACAUGCUGUUAAACUUGUUAUUGAUCAUGUUCAUUUUGAUCGAAAUUCAACUAUACAAGUAUUUGAAGCAACAAUUCGUGUACUUGGUGCACUUCUCUCAGCACAUUUAUUAAUUGUUGAUCCAUUACAGCCCUUCGGCAAUUUAAGAAUAGAAGAUUAUGAUAAUGAAUUACUUGAUCUUGCUCAUGAUUUAGCAUCACGAUUAUUACCUGCUUUUGAAAGAACUCCACAAGGUUUACCAUAUCCUCGUGUAAAUUUAAUGACCGGUGUGGUUGAUGGAUCAAGAAAUGAUACAUCAACAGCAGGUGCUGGAUCCCUUUCAUUAGAAUUUAGUAUUUUAAGUCGACUUGUGGGAGAUCCAGUUUAUGAACAAGUUGCUCGACGAGCUGUUCAUUCAUUAUGGGCUAAACGAAAUAAUGUUACGGGACUAUUAGGUAGUGUAAUUGAUGUAAAUAGUGGUGAAUGGCUUGGUCAAUUAUCAGGUCUUGGCGCCGGUAUUGAUUCAUUUUUUGAAUAUCUUCUUAAAAAUUAUAUUUUAUUUGGAGAUGAAUCUGAUUUACUUAUGUUUGAUGAUGCAUAUCAAAGUGUAACUCAAUAUCUUCGUCGAGGUCGAGUUAAUUGUAUGGAUGAAGAAGGUAUUCAUCCAAUAUUUGUUAAUGUUAAUAUGCAUACAGGACAAUUAGCAACAACAUGGAUUGAUGCAUUACAAGCAUCAUUUUCUGCUGUACAAGUUUUACGUGGUGAUAUUGAUGAAGCUAUUUGUUUACAUGCACUUUAUUAUUCAAUAUGGAGAAAAUUUGGUGUUUUACCUGAACGUUUUAAUUGGCAAAUAAAAAUGCCUGAUGUUUUAUUUUAUCCUUUAAGACCAGAAUUUAUCGAAUCAACUUAUUUUUUAUAUCAAGCAACUAAAAAUCCUUUUUAUUUACAUGUUGGAAGAGAUAUUUUAGAUAAUUUAAAUACUUAUACGAAAGUGGAAUGUGGUUUUGCUACUGUGCAUGAUGUUCGAGAUAAAACUCUUGAAGAUCGUAUGGAAUCAUUUUUUCUCAGUGAAACAUGUAAAUAUUUAUAUUUGUUAUUUGAUGAAGAUAAUUAUUUAAAUCAACAUGGUGCAAAUCAUUAUAUUUUUACAACCGAAGCACAUAUCAUUCCUUUGAUGGCAAAAUUAAGAAAAAAAGUUUGGGAUUUAAAUGAAAUGACAUCUUCUUAUGUUGAAAAGAAAGAAAAUUCAAUCGAUGAACAAAUGCAUACAAAUGAACAUGAAUUAAUUAAUAUUAAUAGAGAUCUGAUUAAAGUCGAAAGAAAUACUAUUUCAAUUAAAAAAAAACGAGCAAAUGAAACGAGUGUAAGUAGAAUUUGUUUUCCAGGAAAUUUCAUAAAUAAUUAUAGAUACACAGAGUGAGUCAAAAGUAACAAGACAAAUAAGUUUUUCAAAUUUUUUCUUUGUAAAUAUUCAAUUAGAUCUCAUCUUUUUACCGCAUAUACAAGAUGAUAGUAUUCAAAGAUGCAGAAACUUGUUCAAAAGUGUAUAAAUAAAAUGAAACUUGCGAGUGAAGUUAUGUCGACGAGCGUGUGAAUAACAGGGCUCCGAAUAGGCCGAGAGUGUUUUUAAGUUUGCUGGGAAAGAAUAUUGGGUGGAACAAUUUUUCGACGUGCUUCGAUGAGAGGAUUACUGUGUCUAUUUGGUGAAACUAUUUUUUUGACCGUAAGUACUUUUUUCUAAUUGUGACAGUUGUUUUUUGAGAAAUUUUUGCGCUGGUCAUCUGAUAAAGCUCGAAGUUUCGGAAAAAAGCGCUGUACUAAUUAGAAAAGAGGACUUAUCGUGAAACAAAUAGUUUCACCCAAGAGACACAGCAAUCCUCUCAUCGAAUCACGUCGAAAAAUUGUUCCACCCAAUAUUCUUUCCCAGCAAACUUGAAAACACUCUCGGCCCAUUCGGAGCCCUGGUGAAUAAGUACGUGAGCGAUUACAACUUUGCAAAGACUUAGAAGGUGAACAAAUUGAGCAAGUGAUUACGAUGACUUUCAGAUCAAGAGCUAUUGUCGUUUUAUUGAAAUUUUUAUUAAUGUAAGACUAAGGCAUUUCCUAAAAAAUCUAAAGCAAAGAUUAUUGACUUAUAAUUUUGUCUAUAGACAAAAUUUCAGGCCAACAAGCUUUGCGGCGAGUUUUUGAGAAUUACUUGCUUUGAUCUUAGUAAAAAUAUCAUUAAAACGAUCAUAACUUUUCAUCACUAGAUUAUGACUUCAGCCCCCCCCCCCCCCCCAAAAAAAAUCAAUUUUCCGAAAAAACAGAGAAAAAAGCCGGGGGACCUAACCCUUGGUCUUCUCUUUCUAUACGGAAUAAAAAGUUUACCCGAGACCUCAUUUU